AAACCCAUCUAAUCUAAGCAUCCUUUAUUUUGUUAGGAAAUCACCUCCCUAUCAAAACCCUAAUCCUCACAACACCAACAAGCCGUCGUCUUCCUCCCCUCACAGUAGCCAUGAGAAAUCAAUGGCGUUUGCUUCUUCUUCGACCUAGUAUUCCAUCUCAACGACCUCACUGCUCCACCCGUUUCUCUCUUUCCCAAUCCCAUUCUCAUUCCCGUAGUUCUGUUUUCCAUGGACACUUCUCUUCCCUCCGUGAUUCUGCUCCGCCUCCAUUCAUUUCCCACUUACAUCUCCCUGAAACGUCCACUUUUCGCCGUUUCUCGACGUCCGGCCUCGCUGUCGACCAUAAUGAUUCGGAUCACGUCGCUUUGGUAUCCGAGAUCUUCUCUAAGCCAACACGAAGUAACGACGAGAUCUCGCUGGAGCUCCAAUCCAGCAAUGUGGUCAUUACCCACGAGUUGGUUUUGAAGGUUCUGAAGAGUCUUAACGCUGUCCCAGAUGCUUCCAGGAGGUUUUUUGAUUGGGUUUCCGCAACCAAAGGUGAGAAAUUGUCUUCAAAAUCUUACAAUUUAAUGUUGGGUAUUUUGGGUGUUAAUGGGUUAGUCGAUGGAUUCUGGGACUUGGUUGAUGUUAUGAAGAAGAUGGGAUAUGGAGUGUCUAAGGGAACACAGGUUAAGGUUUUAGGAAAAUUUGAUAAAGAAGGGAUGCAGAUUGAUUCAGAGAAGCUAAAAGAAUUAUAUGCGUGUGGGUCAUUGGACAAUUCUAUUGAAAAGGUCAGUUCAAGAAUUUGUAAGUUGAUUAGACAAGAACUGUGGGGGGAGGAAGUUGAGAAUCGAUUGCGGGAAUUGAAUAUUGAUUAUUCCAGCGAUUUGGUUGCAAUGGUUUUGGAAAGCCUUGGAACAAAACCAAACAAAUCUUUGAUAUUCUUCCGAUGGGUUGAAGAGAGCAGUUUGUUCAAGCAUGAUGAGAGAACUUAUAAUUCCAUGGCAAGGGUGUUAGGAAGGCAGGAUUGCAUAGAUAAGUUCUGGAAAGUGGUGAAUGAGAUGAGGGAUGCAGGGUAUGAAAUGGAAGGGAAAACUUACAUAGAGACAUCGGUUAGGUUCAUUAAGAUGAAGAUGAUCAAGGAUGCUGUCAAUUUGUAUGAGUUUGCAAUGGAUGGAGCGAAUAAGCCUUCGAUGCAUGAUUCUACCUUUCUUCUCAAGAAAAUAGUGGUUUCCAAGGAGCUAGAUAUGGAGUUGUUUGGAAAUGUCGUAAAGAAGUAUGCAGAUGGUGGAAGUGUCUUUGCCAAUUCAAGCUUGAGUGCAGUUCUUAAGUCCUUAGCCAGUGUGGGUAGAUACCAUGAAUGCAAUAAGGUCUUGAAAACGAUGAAAAGUGGAGGAGACUUCUUACCUGGUGAGAAUUUGCAGACUAAGAUUGCCUUUAAGCUUAGCAGUAAGAAAAAGAAAGAGGAGGCAGGUGAGUUCCUUGUCCACAUGGAAGCCUCUGGUGGUGAGACUAAUCACAGAACAUGGGCUUCUUUGGUUAGGGGGUAUUGUAUUGCUGGAGAUCUGGAGGAAGCUUCUAGAAGUUUCCGUGAGUCCAUAGAAAAGGAAGGCAUCAGUGGUGCUGGGUAUUCCUUGGAUUUAUUGGUUAAUGAAUAUUGUUUUAGGAAGAGGAGUGCCAUUGAUGGGUUCAAGCUCUUAUCCAAUUCGGUCAAGCAAAAUGGAGUGAAACCUUGGCAUUCCACUUACAAGUUGUUGACAGAAGAGCUAUUAGCCCGGAGAAAUUUUAACGAGGCUGUGCAUCUUCUAGGAUUGAUGAAAAAUGAUGGUUUCCCACCUUUCUUGGAUCCCUUCAUAAAGUAUGUGACAAAGAAGGGUACAACUGAUGAAGCAUUGAUGUUUUUGAAGGGAAUGACAGUACAUAAGUUUCCUUCUAUUUCCGUGGUUCUUCGUGUCUUUGAAACGUACAUGGAGAAGGGAAAACACAGUGAAGCACAGGAUCUACUGUCAAAAUGUCCUAGCUUCAUUCGAAACCAUGCUGAUGUUCUAGAUCUUUUCCACUCAAUGAAGCCUAAAACUUCUUCUUCUGUUGCAUCUGUAACUUGCUAAAAGACCAGACCUGGCUGUUUCUGUCUUCUGUGGUUUUCAAGAAUUUUACUUUUGCUUGGUCAAAUGACACACUGUUAGUUGAUAAAAUAACCAAGAGGAUUUAUAUUUA
Molecule: messenger RNA, 2196 nt
Organism: Impatiens glandulifera
Lineage: Eukaryota; Viridiplantae; Streptophyta; Magnoliopsida; Ericales; Balsaminaceae
Product: pentatricopeptide repeat-containing protein At3g02490, mitochondrial-like
Exons: 1
Coding region: 111-2087 (658 amino acids)
Biological process (GO): RNA splicing
Molecular function (GO): protein binding
Source: RefSeq, a predicted model, not a curated record